Messenger RNA from Sceloporus undulatus (fence lizard), 3537 nucleotides. It is a transcript of the gene AP5Z1, whose product is annotated as adaptor related protein complex 5 subunit zeta 1. Gene Ontology annotation, cellular component: AP-5 adaptor complex. The record is from RefSeq and is a predicted model, not a curated record. Lineage: Eukaryota; Metazoa; Chordata; Lepidosauria; Squamata; Phrynosomatidae. The coding region runs from base 1048 to 3204 and encodes 718 amino acids. The transcript is spliced from 17 exons.
UCUGUUUAAUGAUCUGCUCCACUACUUUGUUAGAUGCAUUUUGGGGAAGUCCACUGAGGAAGAAGGCUUAAGUCUACAAAAGGUCCUGCUGCCAACCCCCGUAGAUACCAAAAUCUGUGGCUACUUUACAGUAAACUGUUCUCCCUUCUUUAAAAUGGCAAAAUCUGGGUUGGUUUUUUGUAAUUUAUACAUUUUGGGGGAAUUACUUUUAAGCCGCGGAUGCUUGAAUCCGUGGACAAAGAUACGUGCAUACGGAGGGCCGACUGUAUAGUCACUUUUAUUGACGGUUUUUGCAAAUGCAAUAAAGAGUCACAGAUAUUUAAAGAGGGAGGGAAAGGAAAAAGGAAGGAAGGAAGGGGGGAUGAAUACAGCAAAAUAUAAAAGGAAAUACAAGAAGAUAGUAAUGCGGCUUCCAAAUUUCUUUUCAGCAGUUAUACGUAUACGUAAUACAGUUAUUGUGAAGUUGGGCCAGAUCAUUUCAGGGAGGCUCAGCCCCAAAGCCUAGUCUUGCCCCCAAAUUCUAUGGUCCCUGAUUAAGGUAUUUAUGGAGAACAAGAGUCUCUUUUCCUUUCUAUCCCCUCCAUCUCCAUUUUGUGUUCACUUUCCCCAAUGCUUUCCAGAUUGUGGCUCACACGAGUUUUAAAUACGGAGCCAGACAAACCAGUGGAUCCAGUCCGGUGACUUCAGAUGCUCUUUGGAUUUCUAACAGUGUAUUCUUCACCUGUAAGUGAGACAGACCCUACAGGACCAGAGACCUCGACGUCCGAAGAGAGAAGGACAUGAGACGCGGUGGCACCUGAUGCAUUCAGCAGGGAAAUCCAGGAUGAAGAACUGAAGAAAUUCACUGCCCGAAUCUCAGGCUUACUCCAGAAUCAUGACCUGGGGAAUGAAACUGUCGAUUGCUUGCAAAGACUCUUCCUUAUCGUCUCAGCCACCAAAUACGGCCGGAAGUUGGAUAGCAGAUUUGUACAGCUUCUACAGACAGUCCUCCAUCUCCCAAAGUCCCCUGAGCAAGUGCAGACGCUUUGUGCUGCUAUCUUGAGAGAGAUGUCUCCCAACAGUGACUUAUCCCUGUCUUGGGAUAAGACCCAAGACACCAAGCUCUUGAAUCUAGCGUUCUCCAUCAUGCUGGCCCAGGGCAAUAAAAUGGGAGAUGUAGAAGCUGUGGGGCAGCGUGUGGUGAAAAUCCUUGAAGGCAGACUUCCUGAAGGUCCGAAUGCAAGGCAUCUACUCCCCCUUUUGUCAAAGGUCAUCAGCUUUGCACCAGAGAGCCUUAAUGAAGAUCAGAUCAAUCUGCUCAGCAAAAGGAUGGUGGACUGGCUGAGAUACGCCAGUGUCCAGCAAGGAGUUCCCCAGUCCUCAGGAGGCUUCUUCAACCCCAGAGCAAGACAGCCUGGUCCCAUCUCAGAGGUGGAUGGCACAGUUGCCACAGACUUCUUUACCGUGCUCUCUGUUGGGCAGCACUACACCGAGGACCAAUGGCUCAACAUGCAGACCUUUUCCAUGUUGCGGAAGUGGCUCCUGUGCUACGGUAGCGAUGGCACAACCAGUCCAAAUUCAGAUGACAAAUCUGAGGUGGAUGGCUCUGUUGUGUCCAUGGUCUCUGUUACUUCCAGCUCCAGUCGCCUUCUUCCUCCAAAGGAGCGCUUGAGGGAGAAGGCCUUUGAGUACUGCCACCGUCUUAUAGAGCAGUGUAACCGGCGGGCUCUGAAGAAGACAGAUGCAGAGCUACAGAAAGCAUGUCUCACUGAAGCGAUCACGAUCAUGGAUAUUAUUUGCAGACAGGACUCCUCUUAUGUCUAUCGCUCGCUCUCCUGCCUGAAGAACUUGCACAGUCAGAUCAGUGGGGAUCUUUCCUGUGCAAGAGUGUUGCUGCCUAUUGCACAGUUCUUCCUGAAUCACAGUGAGACAGCGGCUGUGGACUCUGAGGCUGUUUACAAGCACCUGUUCACCAAAGUUCCUGCUCAGCUUUUCCACAACCCCAUGCUGGCUUAUGAGUUUAUCCAGUUCUGCAGGCUCAACCUUCCAUUAUUCACCGAGAGUGUCAGUAUCUUCCGCCAGAACAGCCCAAACCUAUUCAAGUUCCUAGCCUGGAAUAACCCAGCCCUGGUUGCUGAGUAUAUGGACAUUUUACCAGUCUUGCUUGGGCCAGACACUGCCCUGGAGAUAUUUCACUUGCUGCUGGACCUGCCUUGUGUUGCUGCUGCACUGGAUGUACAGCUGAGGUCUGCCCUGACCCCUUUGUCUGAGCGAACGGCCUUGGACUCCACAUCAAAGCCAACCACUUGCCAAGAGGCUUUCCGUCACCCGGAAUACAGGGGCUCAUUCCAGUACCUCCUCCGGGCCGAGUUAUCUCCUGGAGACCCAGGCAGGUUGACGCCUGUCCGCCAGCUCCUGGGCUCUAUGGCCAGUUCCCCUCGUGUUAUGCAGUGUGCUGAGUGUGUGCCUGUCUUACUGCAACUCUUCUUUGGAGUUGUCGCCAAGUUUGCAGAUGGAUCCCUUGCAAGCAAGCUGGUUUUGGCAAUACUGGAGAGAAGUGACCAACUUUAUGAGGUUCCAGGGUUCAAGGCAGAAGUGUACAGAGUGAUGAGCUCCCAGUUGCCUGUUCUUUGCAAGCUGCAUCCUUCCUUGAUUGUGGAACUCUCUAAACCACUUCUGGAAUUUUCAGGAACAGUAACCAACAUCCAGAACAAAGAGGACAUCUUCACCCAUGUGGUGUGGGCCAUUGGUGAAUAUGUAUCCGUGUUUCAUGAUAAGAGGUGCACAGCGGAGCAGAUCAACAAGUUCUUUGAAGUCCUGGAAGCCAUGCUUUUUGAGAUCACCCAGCUGCGACCAUCAGCCAGUGUCCCCAAGCACUCUCCCCGUGUCAUCUCUGUGCUGAUGACUGCAUUGACCAAGCUUGCAUCGCGCAGCCAGGACCUGAUCCCAAGGGUUUCCCUCUUCUUGUCCAAGCUGAGGACGUUUGUCCAAAGCCCAGCUGUUUCCUCCACCUACAGUGCUGAGGAUGCUGAAGUGAUCCUGACUCGAGCCACUGAGCUGAUGAACUUGCUGAAAAUGCCCAGCGUGGCCCAGUUUGUGCUGACUCCAUCGGCCGAGGUCUCAAGCCCCCGAUUUCAUCAGGACAUACACACUUCCCUGCCACUUGCCAUGAAGACAACCAGCCGGCUCUUGGGAGCGGGAGGAACUAACUCUGUUCCUGGCUGAGACAGAGUUUUGGUGGAUAUAUUUUAUCAGCAUCGAUUUUGACCUGAGAUGAGCCACAGCUGCGUUGAUCUAGGAAUACAACUUUGUGAAUGAUGCUAGGAAUCAAAUUAGCCAAUUCAAUUUUCUAAUUUUGGGGGAUGACCCACACACACUUUGCUGACUUCCUGGGUACGUGGUGGAUCCUGGACAUUCUUGUUCUUUCUUUACACAGUUCACAGACUUGUUUUCCCAUCAUUGUGAGGACUGUGUCCCAGUUCGGUUAAAAGCACGGUUUGUUGGAUCUGGACUAAACGUUUCUUUGGAUGGUUAGACAAAAUAAAUACACUGCCUUGA